GAUCAGAUUAUCACCCUGCCUCUCUCUCUGUGUCUCAGUCUCUCGCCUGCUGCAGAGCAGAUGGUCUCGACUUGUCAUGAAGCUUUAACUCGAAAAUACAUUUUCAAUUGGGAUUUUUAUCAUCGUCAGAGUUCGUGUUGAUCCUGAAGACAGACAGGAUGAUGGUGAACGAUCGAUGGACCAUCAUGAACAACAGCAGUUCAGAGCUCGACAGCAAGCGGCCAAACAAACACAAGAAAUGCUGCAGCUUCCUGUUAUGGUUCGUCAUCGUGUUGAUUGUCAUAGCAGCCAUCGUCACAGCAACAGUCACCAUCCUGUACCUGAACCAGUUUCCUCUCCCGUUCAUCAGCAGGGGCGGAGUCUCCUCCUCACCUGUGAUUUCCACCAAUUCCAAAGAGUCUGGCGCCCUGGUGACAGUGUCACGUGUCACAGCAGGAGAACCAAUCAGCAUCUUCCUGGACCCCAACUGUCCAGACUACAGUGAGAGCCUCCUGCGGUGGGAAGCACUGCAAAGCUCUGUGCUGCGAGCGCUGACCAAUCACAACGCAGACGACUGGCAGGAGAUAGGACUGGUCCAGAAACUAGCCGAGGAGCUGAAGGUGUUAUCAGGCCACGCCCACAACCUGAGGGUGGAAGCUGAUUCGCUGAAAAGAGGUCAAGGUGUUCUGGACCAACGACUGGAUGGACUGCAGAGCGAGCAGAGUCGCGUCAUACAGGUGCUGACGGACGUUCACUCAGGUAUGUCCAAGAUAACAACAGGUGUCAGUGAUUCUCUGCUCAGCCUGCAGAGGGAGACUGAGAGUCUGAGGAGACUGAAGGGAGAGCUGCACAGACACAAUGACGACAGAGCGGUCAGACCCAGAGACUGCAGUGAUGUCAUGGUGUCUGGCAUCUCUCAGGACGGAGUUUAUUCUGUUUUUCCGACACAUGACCCUGACGGCUUCAUGGUCUACUGUGACAUGACAACUGACGGAGGAGGGUGGACGGUGAUCCAGAGGAGGCAGGAUGGUUCUGUUAAUUUCUUCAGAGGUUGGGAAGCAUACAGAGACGGCUUCGGACAAACAACAGAAGAACAUUGGCUGGGUCUACAGAGGAUCUACUCCCUCACCAGGUCAGGUGGUGUAGAGUUACGUAUCGACAUGGCUGACUUUGAUAACGCCACGGCGUUCGCUCGUUACGCCGAUUUUUCUGUCGGUCGAGACUCAGUGAAUCCAGAGGAGGACGGAUACCCGCUGACCGUCGACCAGUUCUCUGGAACUGCAGGUGACUCCCUCCUGAAGCAUUCUGGAAUGCGGUUCACCACCAAAGACAGGGACCAGGACCAGUCGGAGAACAACUGUGCAGCGUACUACCAGGGGGCGUGGUGGUACCGUAACUGUCACACCUCCAACCUGAACGGGCAAUACCUGAGAGGAGGCCACGCCUCCUAUGCUGACGGUGUGGAGUGGUCAAGCUGGACGGGCUGGCAGUACUCGCUCCGCUUCACCGAAAUGAAGAUCCGGCCCAAUGCCAGACCAGAGUCCUGAACUCUGACCCUGAACCUGGACUCUCUCACCUCCGAGUCCUGAACCUGGACUCUGACUCGAAACAAACCUGUGGGUUAAUGUUAAACUGAUGAUGGAGGAUUAGAAACACUUUAAAGAAAACUAAAGUCGUAAUUGUUUGAGAAUAAAGUUGUUGACUGCGAUGGUAUCAUUUGUUUCACUUGAUCUUCAAAGAGGUUUCAUAAUUUCUCCAGAAACAAUCAGAUUGUCCAGAGUUUGAGUUCAGAAGAAAUGGAACUCCAGAGAGAAAGGGUUCUACUCGCUGCUUAUUUUGUCUUUUUCUCAUAAUAUUCCAACACUCUGUCGUAUUUAUUAUUCAUUAUCCUUGUAAAAAUCACAUUGUGGUAAAACACUUCAUUUAUUUAUUCCCUGAUCUUUUCUGUAAAAAUUCUAACCCGUUUUGUUCAAAGAAGUUUUUCCAGCAGGUGGAGCUGUUUUCAGAUUAAACUUUCAGCUUCACAUUCGU
This is a messenger RNA of Hippoglossus stenolepis (Pacific halibut), 2010 nucleotides long. It is a transcript of the gene fibcd1a, whose product is annotated as fibrinogen C domain containing 1a. Lineage: Eukaryota; Metazoa; Chordata; Actinopteri; Pleuronectiformes; Pleuronectidae. The transcript is spliced from 9 exons. The record is from RefSeq and is a predicted model, not a curated record. The coding region runs from base 159 to 1526 and encodes 455 amino acids.